AGGGAGAGGUCUUUAGAGUCCCUGGGCUUGGCACGACGCUUGCUGCAGGAUGGCUGGCAAUUCCACUGGGGAUGUCCAUGUUCCAGGAUCCCAGCUGAGUGUCACGGACAUUAUUGUCAUCUCUGUCUAUUUUGCCUUGAAUGUGGCCGUGGGCAUAUGGUCGGCUUGUCGAGCCAACAAGAACACAGUGAGCGGCUACUUCCUGGCGGGCCGGGACAUGGCUUGGUGGCCGAUCGGAGCCUCACUCUUUGCAAGCAGCGAGGGCUCUGGCCUCUUCGUAGGAUUGGCCGGCUCGGGUGCUGCUGGAGGCCUGGCUGUGGCCGGCUUUGAGUGGAAUGCCACAUAUGUGCUUUUGGCGCUGGCAUGGGUGUUUGUACCCAUCUACAUAUCUUCAGAGAUCGUCACCUUGCCUGAAUACAUUCAGAAGCGCUUUGGUGGCCAGCGCAUCCGCACGUACUUAUCUGUCCUGUCCCUGAUGCUGUCUGUCUUCACCAAGAUAUCCAUUGACCUGUACGCAGGAGCCCUGUUUGUCCACAUCUGCCUGGGCUGGAACUUCUACCUGUCCACCAUCCUCACACUCGCCAUUACGGCCCUGUACACCAUUGCAGGGGGCCUGGCCACUGUGAUAUACACAGAUGCCCUGCAGACAAUCAUCAUGGUGGUGGGUGCUGUCAUUCUGGCAGUCAAAGCUUUCAACCAGAUCGGUGGUUAUGAGCAGCUGGAGGCGGCGUAUGCCCAGGCCAUCCCCUCCAGGACCAUCCCCAACACCACCUGCCACCUGCCGCGAGCAGACGCCAUGCAUAUGUUCCGGGACCCUUCCACAGGAGACCUCCCGUGGACUGGGAUGACCUUUGGUCUGACCAUCAUGGCCACCUGGUACUGGUGCACUGACCAGGUUAUUGUGCAGCGGUCCCUGUCUGCCCGGAACCUGAACCAUGCCAAGGCGGGCUCCAUUCUAGCCAGCUACCUGAAGAUGCUUCCCAUGGGCCUGAUGAUCAUGCCAGGCAUGAUCAGCCGAGUACUGUUCCCAGACGAUGUGGGCUGCGUGGUACCAUCCGAGUGUCUGCGAGCCUGUGGGGCUGAGGUUGGCUGCUCCAACAUUGCCUACCCGAAGCUGGUCAUGGAGCUGAUGCCCGUAGGUCUUCGAGGGCUGAUGAUCGCAGUAAUGAUGGCUGCUCUCCUGUCAUCCCUGACCUCCAUCUUCAACAGCAGCAGCACGCUCUUCACCAUGGACAUCUGGAGGCAGCUUCGGCCCAGCGCGGGGGAGCGGGAGUUGCUGCUGGUGGGACGGCUGGUCAUCGUGGUACUCAUCGGUGUGAGCGUAGCCUGGAUCCCGGUCCUGCAGGGCUCUAACAGUGGUCAGCUUUUCAUCUACAUGCAGUCAGUGACCAGCUCGCUGGCGCCCCCUGUCACCGCCAUCUUCAUCCUGGGCAUCUUCUGGAGGAGGGCCAAUGAACAGGGGGCCUUCUGGGGCCUGAUGGCCGGGCUGGUGGUGGGUGCCCUGAGGCUGGUCCUGGAAUUCCUGUACCCGGAGCCCCCGUGCGGCCAAAUCGAUACCCGGCCAGCCCCCCUCCGCAGCCUACAUUACUUGCACUUUGCCAUUGCCCUCUUCCUCCUCACCUGUGCUGUGAUGGCCGCUGGGAGCCUACUGAGCCCGCCCCCUCAGCAAAGACAGAUUGAAAACCUCACCUGGUGGACUCUGGCUCCAAACUGGUCCUUAAGAACUAAAACAGGUGAUGACCAGACACCCCAGAAACGUGCUUUCUGGGCCCGCGUGUGUAAUGUCAACGCCAUCUUCCUCAUGUGUGUCAACAUUUUCUUCUAUGCCUAUUUUGCCUGAUGCUGCCACCACACCAGUGGGAAGACAGGCGCUUCAAGUCCUCAGGACCGCCUUCCUUCCUGGAUUGGACAUGAAGGCCCAAGGAAUAGAAUGUGCCCACAGAUAAACAGUGGCCAAUCCCACGUGUCUGGCUGAGCCAGCAGACACGGUGCUCUGAAAA
Mus caroli (Ryukyu mouse) is the source of this 2000-nucleotide messenger RNA. It is a transcript of the gene Slc5a10, whose product is annotated as solute carrier family 5 member 10. Gene Ontology annotation, biological process: transmembrane transport. NCBI's taxonomy places the organism in Eukaryota, Metazoa, Chordata, Mammalia, Rodentia, Muridae. The record is from RefSeq and is a predicted model, not a curated record. Gene Ontology annotation, cellular component: plasma membrane. Gene Ontology annotation, molecular function: D-glucose:sodium symporter activity.